UUUAAGGAGCGUCGGAGCGUCACCUUGUGCGUGAGGAACAUUCUGUGACUCAAACUGUCUUAAAACACAGACGCGCUCUAGUCACGUUCGUUUUACCACUCACUUGCAUGAGCUGCACAGGCAGUGGGCGUGGGAAGCUGGAAAGGCCUUCGCCCGCAACCACGAGGCCUCUGGGAAACUGAGUCCACGCUCUAAAUAAUUCAGCUCCGAUUCCCUUCUCCUCCAACGCUAGCAAGAUGCCGGCCGUACACCACAAACUGCUCCUGGAGGACGCGUUGCAGGACAGUCCUCAGACUCGCUCCUUGCUCAGCGUGUUUGAGGAAGAUGCUGGGAUGCUCACCGACUAUACGAACCAGCUGCUGCAAUCAAUGCAGCGGGUGUUUGGAGCUCAGAGUGAGAUGGGCUUGGCCACCGAGCAACUCUCGCAACAGCUCCUGGAUUACGAGAAAAAAAAUUUUGCCCUUGGAAAAGGCGACGAAGAGGUCAUCACCACUCUGCAGAGAUUCGCCAAAACAGUGGGAGAGCUGAACUCUCUCCACUCUGAGCUCGCCAACCAGAUGGCUGACAGCAUGGUCUUCCCCUUGAUUCAGUUCCGAGAAAAAGACCUCACAGAGAUAAGCACCCUGAAGGAAAUAUUUGGCAUUGCUACUGAUGAGCACGAAGCAGCUAUGGUCAAGUACAGCCGAUUGCCAAAGAAGAAGGAGAAUGAAAAGCUGAAGGCAGACUUGAUAAAGGAAGUGGCUUACACCAGAAGGAAGCAGCACCAGGCCUCACUGCAGUAUUACUGUGCCCUCAAUGCACUGCAGUAUCGCAAGAGAGUAGCUAUGCUGGAGCCCAUGCUUGGAUACACACAGGCGCAGAUCAGCUUCUUCAAGAAAGGCAUUGAGCUGGUGUCAAAGAAGAUGGACAGCUUCCUCAACUCUGUGGAGAAGAUGACACAGAAUAUCCAGGCCCAGCUGGACAUGGAGGCAGAGGCCAUGCGUGCAUGCCAGAGGGAGCUUCUGUCUGUUGAAGACACCGUCUAUACGCUAGACAAGGACACUGAGUCAGUCAAUCGCACACUUAUCCAGAAGGCUGGUUACCUCAACAUUAGAAAUAAAACGGGCCUGGUGACCACGGCCUGGGACCGACUCUACUUCUUCACGCAGGGCGGGAACCUCAUGUGUCAGCCGCGUGGGGCGGUGGCCGGGGGCAUGGUGCUGGACCUGGACAACAGCUCUGUCAUGGCCGUGGAGUGUGAGGACAGACGCUACUGUUUUCAGAUCACCUCCCCCUCUGGCAAAACGUCAAUGAUUCUGCAAGCGGAGAGCAAAAAGGAGUAUGAAGAAUGGAUUUGUACCGUGAACAACAUCUCCAGACAAAUCUACCUGACUGACAACCCGGAGGCUGUUGCCAUCCGCCUGAACCAGUCUGCCAUCCAAGCUGUCACCCCCAUCACCAGUUUUGAGAAGAGACAAGAAGGCUCACCCAACCCUGACAGAGCAAAGCCAGGAGGAAUUCACGCUACCAGCGGCGCUUCUCAGAAGACGGGGUCUGCUCUGGAACCAGAAGACCUCAUCGCCCCUGGGACGCCAAUUCAGUUUGACAUCAUGCUGCCAGCCUCUGAGUUUCUGGACCAAAACAGAUCUGGGGGGAGACGGACGAAUCCAUUCGGAGAAACGGAUGAUGACUGUUCUGCUGAAAGUGACGACUCCCUCCUGCAGCAGGUAUUUGUUGUGCGCUUCCUGGGCUCCAUGGCGGUUCGCUGUGGCAAUAACCCAGAAGUCAUCUAUGAGGCCAUGAGGCAGGUGCUGGCUGCUCGAGCCAUCCACAACAUCUUCAGGACGACAGAGUCCCACCUCAUGGUCACCAGCAGUGACCUCAGGUUGAUUGACCCUCAGACUCAAGUUACAAGAAUGACUUUCCAGCUAGGAGAGGUGUGCCAGUUUGUAGCCCACCAAGAGAAUGCCAGGCUGAUGGGCUUUGUGGUGGAGAACCGAGAUGGUAGUGACGCAGAUGAGGAGGGAGAGCCCUCAUUCAGCGCCUUCGUAUUUGAGAGCAACACCGAAGGCGAAAAGAUAUGUUACACAAUAAACUUGGCAAAGGACAUUGCAGAAGCCAAAAAGGACCCAGAGGCUCUGGCCCAGCUAAUGAAGAACAUGCCCCUGACGAACGAUGGCAAGUUCCUGCUGCUGGAGCCAGAGACGGACAACACAACAAACGAAGACGGGCAGGAAGACCUGGAGUCCGAAGCUUAGUUCCAGUCAGCAUCAAACUACAGUCAAGACCGGAAAGAAGAGCUUCCCUGGAUGAAAAUGUCCUCGUGGAACACCAGUCCCAAGUCGGGUAAUGUCCCACCCACAGUUUGUAGAUGGUUUUAGUUUUUGCAGUGAUAAAAGCAGGAGGUGUGGCAGUGGAUCACCUGGUGUUUAUCCAUUCAGACCGCAGCAGCGCUUUUUGAUUGAGUUUCAGCAAGUGGGACAUUAUAUUAAUCGUGUUCUUUAAUAUACCAGCCAUCGAACUGGUGGUGGUCAAUCAUUCAUGUGACUUUAGGUUUACAUAGUUUGAAUUCCUCCACUUUGACUUGUAUGUACAGCUUUCAUACCAUAACAUGGCAUUUAUUCCUCCUCUUUGGUUACACAUACACACAGUUACUGCAUGUCCAAGGUUAUAUCAUAACACUUAAGGCAUUAAGAAUAUGAAGGAUUUGAGACUCUUAACUUUUAAAAACAAAAUUAAAAUUGUGUCUGUUUUCUUUGCUGAGCAGUGAUAUGUAUCUUCAUCCAGUGGACAGACUCCUGCCUCUGAUGAUGGACUUGGCAUCUGAAAGAUGUUAAGCAUUUACACUAAUCUAAAUUACUUAUGGUUGACAAAACCUUACUGAAUAAUACAUGUCUUAACAUAAUCAAUAUGUCAGAACACUCUAAACAGUCUGAAGCUUCUUCAGUGAAAUUUUAAAACUACUUAUCACUUUGUUUCUUUAAAGCCUGUGUAAAUAUGAGCUGUGUCUAUAUGAUGUUUAAUCAGAGUCAGCUGCAUUAAAAGCUUCCAGAAUCA
Messenger RNA from Betta splendens (Siamese fighting fish), 3036 nucleotides. It is a transcript of the gene appl2, whose product is annotated as adaptor protein, phosphotyrosine interaction, PH domain and leucine zipper containing 2. Lineage: Eukaryota; Metazoa; Chordata; Actinopteri; Anabantiformes; Osphronemidae. Gene Ontology annotation, cellular component: cytoplasm; endosome membrane. The transcript is spliced from 22 exons. The record is from RefSeq and is a predicted model, not a curated record. Gene Ontology annotation, biological process: signaling. Gene Ontology annotation, molecular function: protein binding. Bases 237 to 2237 code for a protein of 666 amino acids.